Molecule: messenger RNA, 1655 nt
Organism: Salarias fasciatus (jewelled blenny)
Lineage: Eukaryota; Metazoa; Chordata; Actinopteri; Blenniiformes; Blenniidae
Gene: ptafr
Product: platelet-activating factor receptor
Exons: 3
Coding region: 120-1325 (401 amino acids)
Biological process (GO): G protein-coupled receptor signaling pathway; chemotaxis
Cellular component (GO): membrane
Molecular function (GO): platelet activating factor receptor activity; G protein-coupled purinergic nucleotide receptor activity
Source: RefSeq, a predicted model, not a curated record
CACUCACACACACCCUGACUUCAGCUGAGGACACUAGAAUGUGUUUGCAUCCAGAAGGCCUUUUUAAGGGAGUUAAUCAGUCUGGCUAACAGGUUUCAACACGUCUAAAGAAAAGAAAUAUGACUGAAAUGCUGACAGCAACAGAAGCAGCUGGCGCGAUGACGAUGUCCCAUGUGACCACCUCGUCUCCGGACAACUCCACCUUCCUGGACUCUGAGUUCCGAUAUGUCCUCUUCCCGGUGGUCUACGGCAUCAUUUUCAUUCUGGGGGUCUUCGCCAAUCUCUACGUCCUCUUCGUCCUGCGCUGCCUCCGUGAAGCCAGGGCCAUGGGCGAGAUCCGCAUCUACAUGACCAACCUGACCAUCGCCGAUCUCCUUUUCGUCGCCGCUCUCCCGUUCUGGAUCGGCUACUACAGCCGCCGCGGGAACUGGAUCUUCGGGGACUUCAUGUGCAGGCUGACGGGAUCCUUCUUCUUCAUCAACACCUACGGCACCAUCCUCUUCCUGGCGGCCAUCAGCGUCAACCGGUACUGGGCCGUGACCCGGCCCCUGGACGUGGCCUCCUCGGACCACCGGCGCCGGGGGAUCGUCGUGUGCGUGGUCAUCUGGCUGUUCACCCUGGCGAUGUCGGUUCCUCACCUGGUCUCGCCGGGGACCCACAUGGACAACAGAACGGCGGACAAUGUCACCCGCUGCUUUGAGGGCUACCAGAAUGAGGACGAUCAUCAGAAGAAAACAGUGGCAGUGACUCACUUUUUGAUCAUCAGUCUGUUUUUGGUUGUGUUUUUCCUUGUGGUGGUGUGCAAUUUCCUGAUCGCUCGAGCGCUGCUUGCUCAAGGCCCCCCGCUGUCAGGACUUCAGUCUGCAACGUAUUCAUCGAGGAAAUCCAACAGGACCAUGUCCACGUCUGUCGUAAAACCCAGAGGGGUUAAAAGGAGGGCACUGCAGAUGCUGUGUUCGGUGGUCGGUGUUUUCGUCCUGUGUUUCCUGCCUCACCACAUACUUCAGGGCUUCUGGACCCUGGCGGUGCUGCAGAUCGAGGAGGGCUGGGGCCACGUGGACUGGGACCCGGAAACCCGUCAGCUGCUCAACGACGCCCACCAGAUCACCCUGGUUCUCAUGGGCCUCAACUGCAUUCUGGAUCCGGUGGUUUACUUUUUCGCCACGAGGAAGUUUAGGAGGUUUAUCACGGAGCACAUGAAGAAGCUGGCAAAGGGGGAGGGAUGCUCGCAGACGGUGAACUCGCAGCUCUCCAUGGACAGCAGGAAUCCGAGCCAGAGACUCCAGAGCGAGCAGCCCAGGGAAGACGGACACCAAGACUUGUAAAAACAUGCUCAUGCUCAUCGACGUUCCUCAUGCUGCUGGUAAAGCAUGAAACAAACGGUAUUUUUAGCACCUUUUGAGACUGUAAACAGCUGAAGUGUUUGCUGGUUUCACACAUUCAGAUCUGCAGUGAAGACACUGGAGGGUGUGGUCUCUCACACACACGUCGUGGUGACACGCAGUGUGUGGAUGCUGAAUCAGAAUUAAAGCUGUUCCUGUGUGAAGUACGAGCUGGAAAGCAGAAGUUUUGCAAACAGAAGAACAAAAUGAAAAAAAGAAGAAGAAAAAAAUUGAGCAUAAAAAAACAACAGUGACUCUAAAAAAGAUUCAGCA